AUAAACGUUUAUUCUUUUUAGUGACAGAUAUAUGAAAUUCACCAAAAAGAUUAAAAAUUAUGCAGUUCUUUUUUAAAACUACACUUUUGUGAAACAAUUUCAAAAUAAUGGCUAAUCCUACAAAAAAAACGUAAGAAAACCAAAUAUCCAAGGUCAAGAGGAAUUUCCGGAAAUGUUAGUUUAGAUUUACCUUGAAAAAGUAAAACCUAGAAUUUUUAAACCACACUUAGAACAUUCCCGUAAACCACGGGAACGUUCCGAGUAGCAAAUAAAAACUUGAGGUAAAUCGGUCGAUGGGUUUAUGAGUUAUGAUCCGGAAAUUCCUCCUGAACUUGGUAUCUUGGUUUGCUGGAGAGAAGACUGAGUUCUGACGUGGAUUAUCCAUUUCUUAGAAAUAGUUUCGCAAAAGUUUAGUUUUGAAGAAGUGCUGCAAGUGAUGCACAAUAUUCUAUUUUUUGGUGGAUUUUUAUCUAUCUCUUAAGGAAAUAAAAACUAACACUUAACAUUUUUUUUCGAGCAAACAUCAAGUAUAAUAUCUUACCUUAAGUACUUUUCGAAGUAACCUAAUCAAAUUCGAAAAACUAAGGACCAAGCUUUAUCUUUUUUUAUGCUUACCUUAAAAUUUGAAUUUCAAUUAGAUAUAUGUAGAUAUAAAAAAAUCAAAAUAGACCAAGAAGAACCUGUUAUAGAUAUGAUGGAAUCCCAGAACUUUGAUGUAAUGUUUAAAAUUAUCAUAUUUUUGUCAAUAAUACGUCUAUAUUCUAUACAUAUACGUAUAAUGCAUAAAUAUAUUCUUUAGUUAGUUUCUUUAACUUAACUAUAAUAGUACCUCGAGACGCUAAAAGCUACUUAAACAAUGUACAUAUAUAACUAUAUCUGUAGAGUGUCCCAAAACUUUGAAUAUGGUUUGAUCUUCUAUUUUAACAAAAAUGAAAAAUUAACAUUAUUUGGUCACCCUUUUUAGUUGAAUAUUGUUUUUGAACAAAUAUUUGUACACCCCCUCUAGUUGAAUACUGUUCUAGAACUAAUAUAUGUACACCCCUCUAGUUGAAUACUGUUCUAGAACUAAUAUUUGUACACCCCUCUUGUUGAAUACUGUUCUAGAACUAAUAUAUGUACACCCCUCUAGUUGAAUACUGUUCUAGAACUAAUAUUUGUACACCCCUCUAGUUGAAUACUGUUCUAGAAUUAAUAUAUGUACACCCCUCUAGUUGAAUACUGUUCUAGAACUAAUAUAUGUACACCCCUAUAGUUGAAUACUGUUCUAGAAGUAAUAUAUGUACACCCCCUCUAGUUGAAUACUGUUCUAGAACUAAUGCACUAUCUGUCUGAUGAACAUUAACCCUCUCAAUCUAUUCUUCCUUCUCAAAGUAAGAUUGGAGAAACUAAUAACAGACUACGGCAUGAUGACCUUCUACGAUGGACUGGAGGGAAAAGAUUGUUUAACCUGGUGCUACUUUUUUGUUCCUUAUUUUGGAGAACCAAAUUACUUUUAUGGAGUCUGCCUGAUAUGCCUUGUUCUUCUCCUAGUCUGGUGUCAUGCAGUAAUUGCAUUCUGUUUUGCAAUAUUUCAUCUGGUAUUCUGGUCUCUCACGUGUUUCCAGUGCCCUCUACCAUGCAAACAUUAUUCAGCUAUGUGUGAUGAAUCGUUCCUGUGUCAAGACUGGUUAAUGUUCUGGGCCUGGCCUUCGUUUUUUACAGGACUCUUGGGUGUUUCAGGCUGGUGCAGUUUUAAAUAUCAGAGUCAGUGUACAGGACUAUUAUCUGGGGAAAUCAGAACCAGAUUUCUCAUCAGCAAAAAGUGCUGUGGGCACGAAGCACCUUCCUCGGAAUCUGGAAUUUGUAGAUCAGUCUCCCUACAGCUGAGAUCGAGUAGAUUGUUGAAUAUUUUAGAUAGAGUAGAUUGA
Molecule: messenger RNA, 1907 nt
Organism: Eurytemora carolleeae
Lineage: Eukaryota; Metazoa; Arthropoda; Copepoda; Calanoida; Temoridae
Exons: 9
Coding region: 1332-1907 (191 amino acids)
Source: RefSeq, a predicted model, not a curated record